Cryptosporidium muris RN66 is the source of this 234-nucleotide messenger RNA. RefSeq names its product small conserved protein, putative. The record is from RefSeq and is a predicted model, not a curated record. Lineage: Eukaryota; Apicomplexa; Conoidasida; Eucoccidiorida; Cryptosporidiidae. The coding region runs from base 1 to 234 and encodes 77 amino acids. The transcript has a single exon.
AUGUCUCGUGGGAAUCAGAGAGAGAUUGAUCGUCAACGUGCUCAAAGACGGCAGGAUAAAUGUGCUCCUAAGAGUGGGAAAUCAAUUAUUGAAGUGAAAGAUAAGCUUUUAAGUAUUGUUUGUAAUGUAUGCAAACAGUCCUUUAUGUGUACAGCAAAUAGAUCAACCUUGGAGUUACAUGUAGAUUCGAGACACCCCAAAUUGAUCUUUUCACAGUGUUUUCCAAAUAUGUAA